Molecule: messenger RNA, 1204 nt
Organism: Daucus carota subsp. sativus
Lineage: Eukaryota; Viridiplantae; Streptophyta; Magnoliopsida; Apiales; Apiaceae
Exons: 8
Coding region: 188-1108 (306 amino acids)
Biological process (GO): developmental process involved in reproduction
Source: RefSeq, a predicted model, not a curated record
AUGGCCUUGGAAUGCGAGAAACCGAAAUAAUUUGAAAUUGAGAGUAUCGCGCUCCACUCACCGCUGGGCUUAAAUCAAAAUUGAAGUUACCAUCCGCUUCAGUAGUUCGAUUUGAGGGCUUUCUACUUGCUUCUUCAUCUCUUGAAUUACCCCUUUUGUUCUUUUCAUCUUCCUUUCAGACUUCACCAUGGAAGCGCUUUACUCCAAGCUCCAUGAAAAAUACACUCAUCUCAAGACUAAGAAAUUUACUGAAACGGAGGAGCUCAAUCGCAACCAAGAAGAGAAAUUCAUGGCUUUUACAAAAGCCUCAGAUGAACUCCUAGAACAGUAUAGAAUUGAGAAUGACAGACUUAUGGCAGAAAAUGAUGAUUUGAGAUGCGAACUGGCUUCAACAAGAUCUCGCAUGGAUGAUAAAAUCGCUGAGUAUCAGAAGCUUUUGAUGGAAGAAAAUCACAAAAAAAGAGAACUUCUACAAGAAAUUGAAAGGCUGCAAAGUCUACAGCGGGAGGGACUAUGUUGCAUUUCCAGGUUUGAGAAACAUGAGAAGCCAAGUUCACCUGAGAGGUCUCAGGCUGGUUCAGAUCUGGUGGAUAAAUUGGCUUCAAGUAAAAGGAAAUUUAGUACCUCUGGAGCUAGUACAGAAACUAUAGAUACACAGUGUGGAGUUGGGGAACUUGAUCAGGCUGCUUUGGGAAAUUCAACUGACCGAUCCUCCAAAAGAAGCAGGUUCAGUGAAAAACUACUGGAAAGUGAUCAGCCAAAAUGCUGUAAACAAAAGACAAGCCUUUCAGGCGGUGAAGAAAAUGUACCUGGUACUACCAUCUGCAUGUUUCAAGAGCUUGUUGAGUGCUUAGUUGGCAUGAAAGUUUCUAUUGUUACCAAAGCUGACGAAACAUGUAUUUCUGCAGUUCAUCAGUCAAGUGGUUAUUCUUUUAGUCUAACAUGGAUGAAGAAUUCACAAGGAGAUGAUGAGUUGCUGUAUCGUGUAUUGUCACUGGGCACCAUUGAAAGCAUUGCGCCAGAGUGGAUGAAGGAAAUCCUAAUGUUUAACACCAAAAUGUGCCCCGUCUUCUUUGAGAGGAUGUCCCGUGUUGUAAAACUUUACUAAAUGCAGAGUGCUUAUUCAAGCAUCACAUGAUUCUGUACUUUGUAUUGUAAUUGCUAUUAUGUUUGGCCAUUGUGAUUAAAGUCCGCCUUUGAUCCA